Messenger RNA from Dreissena polymorpha, 1313 nucleotides. RefSeq lists its product as uncharacterized. The record is from RefSeq and is a predicted model, not a curated record. Bases 17 to 943 code for a protein of 308 amino acids. The transcript has 10 exons. NCBI's taxonomy places the organism in Eukaryota, Metazoa, Mollusca, Bivalvia, Myida, Dreissenidae. Gene Ontology annotation, molecular function: calcium ion binding; enzyme regulator activity.
GGGCACAGCAAUUGGAAUGGAAAAUGCGGACCAAUUGACAGAAGAACAGAUUGCCGAGUUUAAGGAGGCUUUCUCGCUGUUUGACAAGGACGGUGACGGCACAAUUACCACCAAAGAGCUGGGCACCGUGAUGCGGUCACUCGGACAGAACCCUACCGAGGCAGAGUUACAGGACAUGAUCAACGAGGUGGACGCUGACGGUAACGGUACGAUCGACUUCCCCGAGUUCCUGACGAUGAUGGCGCGCAAGAUGAAGGACACGGACUCCGAGGAGGAGAUCAAAGAAGCGUUCCGCGUCUUCGAUAAGGACGGCAACGGCUUCAUCUCCGCCGCCGAACUACGUCACGUGAUGACAAAUCUCGGUGAGAAACUCACAGACGAGGAGGUGGACGAGAUGAUCCGAGAGGCGGACAUCGACGGAGACGGACAGGUCAAUUACGAAGGUAAAAUUGAUAGCUCGGACAUUGUCAAAAUAAACAACUUGCCUGCGAAUAUGGCGGACCAAUUGACAGAAGAACAGAUUGACGAGUUUAAAGAGGCUUUCUCGCUGUUCGACAAGGACGGUGACGGCACAAUCACCACCAAAGAGCUGGGCACCGUCAUGCGAUCACUCGGACAGAACCCUACCGAUGCCGAGUUAAAAGACAUGAUCACAGAGGUGGAUGCUGACGGUAACGGUACGAUCGACUUCCCCGAGUUCCUGACGAUGAUGGCGCGCAAGAUGAAGGACACGGACUCCGAGGAGGAGAUCAAAGAAGCGUUCCGCGUCUUCGAUAAGGACGGCAACGGCUUCAUCUCCGCCGCCGAACUACGUCACGUGAUGACAAAUCUCGGUGAGAAACUCACAGACGAGGAGGUGGACGAGAUGAUCCGAGAGGCGGACAUCGACGGAGACGGAAAUGUCAAUUACGAAGAGUUCGUUAAGAUGAUGGCAUCAAAAUAAGCAUGUACACCCGUAGAUGAUUCAAUAUAGAGGAAGUCUUCUUGUAUGCAAUGUCCGCCAAAUUCAUUGCUUUGUAAAUUUAUAAAUUUGUACAGUAAAUGUCUACAAGAACUGUCCAAUAGACACAUAUCCGAAUUCGUUGCUUGUUGUUUAAUUACAACGAUGUAGUGUCAGAGGUUGUAAAAGACAAAUGUACGUAUGCAAUUAAAAACUUAAUGAAUACGUAAACAAUAAAUACUGUUAAAGUCAUAACUAUGCGAGGAACUUGAAUAAUUAUAAAACAGGGCAGCUCUCGACGCAACAGUUAGUCGAGUUCACAAUGAAGAAACAUCGUGUCUACCUUGCUAUUUAUUAUAAAUUUAUAAUUAUG